This is a messenger RNA of Bombus terrestris (buff-tailed bumblebee), 8876 nucleotides long. Its product is annotated as myb-like protein X. The record is from RefSeq and is a predicted model, not a curated record. The transcript is spliced from 9 exons. Gene Ontology annotation, molecular function: chitin binding. Bases 1683 to 6818 code for a protein of 1711 amino acids. Gene Ontology annotation, cellular component: extracellular region. Lineage: Eukaryota; Metazoa; Arthropoda; Insecta; Hymenoptera; Apidae.
UCUACAUAUUUAAUUUCAUAAAGUAAUCAUCGUCUGAUAUAGUAAAGAUAUAGCAGUUUCCGGUACAGUUAUGUUUCGAAAACUUGGACAACAGAAAGAUUUUCCAGCGAGAAAGCAAUAACAAAUGACCAGGCUAGUGGGGAUGCUCGAAAAAGUAAAAAUAAAAAAAUUGUGCUAGAAACCCCUGGUGGGGAGGCUUGACUUUGUCAGAAGAAACAAAAAUCGACCAAAUCACUACCCUUUUGAACAUCAGUGGGGCAACAGUCCUGUGACUACUCUCUACUACACGCUUCUACAUACUUCCUGUUGAAGUUUGGCGUUAUUUCCAAACUUUUCAUUUAUUUCCAGUUAAACCCUAUUUCUAAAUCCAGUGACUAAAUCAAACGAAAUAAGUGCGUCGUGUGAAGUGUUAUUUUGUUUAUUAGUAGAUUUUUAACUAUGGAUUCUACGACGUUUUCACUGAAACAGUCUCCUUUAACAGCCUCGGAAAUUUCAUCAAAAUUUGGAUCCUUCAUACAUUUGGCGAUAGACGAGAGCCCGAUGGACGUCGAAAGCCCCGUUUCCAAAGCGUCCGAAUAAUUUUUCCUGGCUGUCCACCGUAUCCUUGGACUCGGUUUCCCCUCCACUCUGGACCGAGUGACAGAGCCGCGUAGAGAGGGAGAGAACGAGCGGGCCUGUCCUCAGCGCAACAGAGAAACUCGACCAAACCAGCCGAGCAGGAGAGAGAAGGAACAGAUUUCGAGCUGACAGGAGGGAUAAGAAAGCCAUGCACGUACUCGGUUUCCAGUGGAACGACGACUUUAGUCUGACGACCGCUUCCACCGAGCGAGGUUGACAAAUCUUCGACGUGUGUUCUUCACCCGUGUGUGUUCCCUCGUGCACUCGAAACCUUGAAUUUCCCGCGUUCCCUUCCUCAUUCUCAUCUACCUCCAACCCCAUUCACCAGUGCUCUUACCGUUCUCCGUUAAUUCUGAAAAAGACUCUUGAAAAGUGAUAGGUAAUAAAUGGUCCACGUAAUAUUAUGGUCUAUGAUACCAAGAAAUCAAGCUUCGUCUUUUAACGAAAUCAUCGUCUUUUUUCUAAAAUACAUGGAAUCGACCGUAGCUCGCAAGACACUCUAGUUGCUAGAGUCUUGAUCCAGAGUCGGCCUCCAGGUGUUUGGAAACCGAUCGUGGCACGUGCCGCAGUAGGAAUUCGUGACUCGAAGAAAUAAUCGUCGACGUGUUCUGUGCAAUCGCGGUUAUUUUCGUGUCUGCGGAGAAAGAAAGAGAGAGAGAGAGAGAGAGAGAGAGAGCGAGCGAGAGCGAAAGAGAGAGAGAGGAAGAGAGAGAGAAAGAGAGAGAGAAAGAGUGAAAGGGGAGGGGGAGAAAGUGUUUACUCGUGACGAUACUCAGGUGAAUAGAAGGUAAAAUAUCCAGGGACGGAUCACAGAGGUUUGGAUGGUGUUUCGAGGAUCGAUUACGGGGAUGAGGGACUCGCGGGUGUCACAGAAUGACUCGUGCACGUUGUGAGGGAGUCCGGUGCGGUAACAUGCGCGAGAUCCUGCGUGCUUCCAAGGGCAGAUAGCUCGUUCUGUCGAGGAGAACAUCCCCAGGGAGAACAACAGCUGAAAGAACCCUAGAAGAUCCUGAAGGAUUGAGAGUCGCGCGGGACACCUCAGGCUGAAGGAAUUGAUCGUAGCCAUGAACCUCGCGCUGCAUGGAUUUUUGUUGCAAGUUUUAUCGUCGAUCAUCAACCUCCAGCAUGGCUCCUUGUUAUGCAGCGCGGGGGAACCUGGCUAUUUGGACUUCGACAACCUGCCAGAGACGAAUUUCUCGUGUCAGGGGAAGGUGAUCGGUGGAUACUACGCGGAUGUUGAAGCCGGAUGUCAGAUGUUUCACGUUUGCACCAUCGGUCAAAAAGACUUGGUUUCAGACGAGAUUAUGGACAUAAAGUUCCUCUGUCUGAAUGGAACCGUCUUCGAUCAGGAAACCAGGGUUUGCGAGAGAGUGGACGAGGUCGAUUGCAGCAAGAGCGAGCGAUUCUACAACUUGAACUUGGAACUCUAUGGAAACAACGCAGUCACUCUCAGUUUACACGAAAAUAGCGAGGACGACAUCGAUCCAUCGGACCCCAUAGACGACCACCAACGCAGCACUUCAGCGCGACCAACUACAACAACCACAACGUCCACUACAACCUCGAAACCAAGUAAACCCUCCACUACGCCAUCCUCCGGUUCUUUUUCCCACCCCACGGGCUAUCCACAACACUUCCAGCCGCAACCACCAUUUCCUCAGGUUCACACGAGUCAAUCAAAGUCUCUCUACGACGACAAAAAUAGCGGCUACCAUCACCAGUAUAUUUUCCACAAUGGAGAGAGGAAUAAUAAUCAACAGGCGACUUCGUAUCAACUGUUUAGCAAUCAAGGAGUCAGUUCCACCACUGUUCAGCCACCUCAGGUGCAUCAGAUCAGAUUCAGCUCGACUGCAAGUCCGCAGAUUAUUCACAACGAACCAUCGACGGCGUCGCCACUGUUUCACGCUACAUCUUCCACCAUUCAGACAUUAUUGAAUAGCAAUGGAAAUAGUCCAGCGUUGAUAAAUCCUAUCUUUCACAAUCAUGGGAUUGCUAGUACCACGGAGCAGUUUAUUCAUAGUAAUAAUCCUAGGGAGACUUCGGAUUACAGGGAGAGUGGGGUGCAGAGUAUCAGGCCGUUGGAGGUUGUUCAGUCGAGCAAUAAGGGACAGGUCUCAAAGUUAACGAUAUCGCCAGUGCCAACGCCGGAGCCCUCACGCUCAGUGCAAGCGAAGACGAGCAGCCAGAGCUCUCAACAACCAAGGAUCUCAGGCAACUUCCUUCCUACCCCAUCUUCCGAUGAAACUACAGUGAGAUCCUUCUAUCCAACCCCACGAACAUCUUCGAAACCUUCGCAGACCUCUCAAUCCCCUAAUGAUCAAGUCACUCAGCACAUACACGUGUUGCCGCCUGUACAGAUCCCUCAACUAAAACCUCAUCAAAUCACCAUCAACUUACCACCUCCAGAUCUUCAAAGAAUAGUUCAGAAUCCAUCAUCCUUGCUACCUUCUCAAUCUAGAGUAAUUGUAACAGCCAAAGCGAGUGUUAGCGACGAAUCUGGUAGACCAUUAAAUACAACGCAAUUAGUCACUCUUCCCUUGCCAACGAUCCCAGCCAGUUAUGAUGAUUAUAAAGAGGGAGACGAGUCCUUUGAUCCAUUCUAUAGAGACGUUCCUAAAAUCAGAAACAGCAGAAGAAUCUCUGAAGAAUCUAGAAGAGUUUUGAGAUCUAAAAGAUCUGUUAGUCAGACCAAGAAUUCCAUGGUUUCUUUUGUCUAUGCUGGGCAUUCUAAACGAAAACGUGAUGGACAGGUGACAGGUGCGAAUAAGAAAGAUACAGAAAAUAAAAGUCAGGAUUUCACUUCGAUUAAGGAAAGUCUAAUGAGAUUUAGGGAUAUUCUCUUUGGAGAAGACUUCACUGAGGACACUAUAAGAAGUGUCUUUGAGGGAAGUAGGCUUCAAGGACUUGGUUCUGAUAACGAGAAGAACAAUUCAAAGAGAGAUUCGUUAGAAGAUUUAGAGACAAAGGCUUCUAAAAAUUUUAAAGCGAGGGAUUAUGAAGAAGACGAUGUUAAAGAGAAGGAAGAUGAAGAGACGGAAGAUGAAGAGACGGAAGAUGAGGAGACGGAAGAUGAGGAGACGGAAGAUGAGGAGACGGAAGAUGAGGAGACGGAAGACGAAGGAUCGGAAGACGAAGGGAGGGAAGAUGAAGAGACGAAAGAUGAAGAGAAGGAAGAUGAAGAAAAUAAAACUAAGCAGUCAGACGGAUUAGAAGUUCCUUUGGAAAUAGAUACUAGGGAGUCUGAUGCUGAAGAAUACAUUGACACCGAUGAGGAAAAGGAUGCUAUGUCAAAUUUGAAGAAUGUUGACUCAGAUUUGGAGGAUAUCGAAGUGGAAACUCAUGAGACUGAGAAAGAUGAAUAUGUAGAUUUUUCUGAUAUGAAAGAUAAGCCUAAUGAUGAAACUAAAUCAGACUCUAAACCAAGAAAGCCAGAAAAUACGUUAGAUGUCGUUAUUCUUGAUCCAGGCGAGUACACGAAGCUGAAAUCCAAGGACGAAGAAGAAUUUUUAAAUACAACUGAAGAGGAGCAAGUUUCUACACAGACUCCAAUUCUGUCUUCGACUGAAGAAAUCAUUGGAGCAACGACAGAAGGAGAUUCAGUGGAUAAACAGUCUAAAUUGCAAGAAAGCGACAGUGGAAAGAUUCUAGAAGAAGAAAAAAAGGAAGAGAAGCCUAGUAUAGAACCCAAACCAAACAUGAGAAGGAUAAGUUCCAAGAUCAGAGCUAGAGGAAAGAUUUCUUCCAAGAGAAAGGAAGCUAAAGUUGAAAAUAACGUGCCUGUUGGAUUACUCGAUGAUAAAGUUCCUGAUCAAAAAGUAGAGACAACGACAAUAGUGAAUUCUGAGGGUGAGCAGAUUGACAAGCACAUAUUCAACGAACCAGAGUCACAGACCUCGAAAGAUGUCGAUAUCAGAGCUGUGAAUAAUCAUGGAGGCAACUUGAAGAAACUUCAAACUGGUAAAGACCACAGUACAGGAAAAGACAAUCGGAAGAGUGAGGCUAACGAAUAUGAGACUCUAGAGAAACAAUCUAGAACUUUGGAAAAGGAUGAAGGAAACGUCGAGAUUUUGGAAGAUGAGGAGAAAACAACUGUUCCAAGCUUGGACGAAAAACAAAUUGAAGAGAAGAGAAAGGUCGAAGAAGAGUUUGACGAAGAAGUGGAGCAGCCUGAAACUCCUAAGAAAGAUCCUUCUAUAGAAGAAAUGAGCUAUUAUAAAGAAGAAUCUUCAAUAGAGCACGAAUCUAUGGAAGAUGAAUCAACCACAGUCUUUAGCAAUGAAGAUUCUCAGAAUGACCAGCAAGAAAUGGCUAAAAAUUCUCGUAAAGGAAAGAUUAUGAAGUUUGAGAACUUUUCAAAGGAAGUGUCUUCUCAUAGGCAAGUUAAGAACAGGAAAAAUGAAAAUGAGAAAGAGGAAGGAAAAGAAUCUGGUGAAUUUUCGACGAUGAAGAACGAAGAGAUGAAUUCUGAGGAAGCUUCCAUAGAACAGUACGACUCUACCGAAGCAUUCUAUGAAAAUACUUAUGAAAUGAGUACAGACGAUGAGUACAACGAUCCUGGUAGCUCCGAAAACGCCACUAUUUCCUCGGAACAUGUGACUUCGGAACAUGUGGCUUCUGAAGAAAUUCCAAGUUCUAAAGAAGAGACUCUUGAAGAACACGAAGACGACGAAUCUGUUUUGAGUGACCAGGAAGAAAGUACGGAAGGAGUUCUUAAAUUCACUGAUGAGUUGCCUAAAGAUAAAAAGGAGGACGUACUAGAAACAAAAAGACCCUCAGAAUCUGUCGAGAAUAUAGCUCACGAUUAUGUAGAUGACAAUUAUGAACCAGAUAACUAUAAAGAACACGGAUCUUCAGACUCUAACAGUCUAAGUGCAGAGAAAAUUCGUAAAGAUAUGUUGGCUGAUGAUAAAAUAGAGGAUGCCAAGCAAGAGAAUGAGGAAGACAAGCCAGAAACUACCACAGAGCCUCAGAAAGAUCAGGAUGUGGAGACUGAGAGUCCAAAGGAGUCCAUUACGGAGAAGAUAGAUUUGCAGACGACAACAGCCACAACAAGUACUACUACAAGUACAAGUACUACAACUACCACCGCUCGUCCCAUGCCUCCAAAAUUGUUCAAGCCAAUCACUGCUAGAAAGAAUUACAAUUACAUUCCUCCAACGACGACUCCGAAUCCUGUAAUUAUCAAACCUAGACUGAGUUUGUUGAAUCCCAAGCCAGCAAAGCCACCUAAAUCCUACAACGAGCUGGCACCCAAACCGGUGAUCAGGAAGUUCACUUUAUUAGCUCGGAAGCCAACUACUACUAUGGCUAUCACGACGAAUAUGGACGAGAAUUGGACCGAAACAGUGGAAGCAAUGACCACAGAUGUAUCGACGACUACUACUGAAGCUAGCAGGAGCGAAGAGAAUAUAUUAGAGAGCAAAUUGAAGCCCCUAAACGAAUCAGAAGAGAAGAUGCAUGCUCCUACGAAGAGCAAAAACGACCAGGACUCCAGUUCAAGCGAACAAAAGUCACCAACAAACGUAAAACAAGAUCAAGAAGAAAAUUUCACGCCCUAUCCUGUUUCUAGACUGUCAACUCUUGCCUCUACCGUUGAGAAAUCCUCGAAGGAAACCGAGUCUACUAGCACAGAGUUUGAGAAAUCAACUAGUCCUAAGAGUUUCACCUUAGUGGAUUUAGAAAUUGUUAGUACGACAACUUUACCGAUCGGUCUGACGUCCAUUGAGUCUCAUCAUCCCGAAGAAUCACCCUCGACUACUGUUAGAUCAACCAUAGAGGAAGAAACCACGCUUGCUUCGUCUGGCAAAAUCAUGGAACAGAAUUUGGAGAGUAAAACGACAGAGGGACCUGUCACUUUGACAGUUUCCGAGGCAAUCGCUAUUUCAGGAACCACGACUAAGCGAACUGAAACGGUGGAAUCGACCACGAUGAGAUCUCUAAGUCGAAACUCGGCGAUGUUGAGGAGGCAGGGUGGUUUUAAUUGCUUGGAGAAGCAGAUGUAUCGUUUCUAUGGUGACAAUAGAGACUGCAGACUGUUUCACUAUUGCUCUCCUGGGUUCACUUCAAGGCAGGUGCUUGAUUUUCGAUUCGUGUGUGAAGAAGGCACUGUGUUUGACGAGGAGAGCCAAAGCUGUCGCCACAACGCUAGGAAUAAGGAUUGUUUGAAAAGGGAGUGGUUAAGAGGAGAAUCAGGAUUUUGAUUUGUUUCUCCUCUCUUUGUGGCUGCUGGCAACGUUGAUUUUGGUAAUUGGUGAAUCCCCUCCCUUAGUGUAUAUUUAUGUAUAUUGUUAAUAGGUAAGAUUCCGGAGAAGAGGGCGGCGCCUCUUCCCCUCAACAUUUGCCAUAAUCCCUGUACAUGACGAUGAUGGAUUCACACUUAUUAAAAUUAAUAUGCUCGAGGUAGUUCGAACAAGCAGCUCACGGAGAAGAUAGAUUUUAAGGGAAUUUAUUGUUGGAAUGACAGUGCUAGAACCUACUUUUUAGAAUUCGUUGUUUUUAUGCGGUGAAUGGUAACACGAUUGCGUUUCCUUUCAUCGAAAUAAGUGAUGUACAGAAAGUAAAGAAUAGAGAGCGAGGAAAUGUACUCUGAAGUAGCCUUCAGCAACCAAUUGAUUCAAUAUUAGUUAUAGCUUCGUCGAUAAAGCAGAACAGUCAUUGAUGAUCGAUAAAGUAGAUUAACUGAUCGAUAAAGUAAAAUAGCCAUUGAUAAAAGUAGAACUGUUUGGUUGAUACAUACUUGGGCAGAUAGCAAAGCUUCCAAAAAAAAAAACCAUAUGUAAUCUAGAAAUUAAGAACACUGCUGUGUCCAAAUUCUAAAUUGUAUAAAUAACCAUAGUUUGCACUGUCAUUAACCAACACGAAAACACGAGCAAGUUUCCUAAAUAUCUUCGUUCAAAGAAAAAUAUCAGAAUCUUGCUCGUAUCAAUUUAUAGAACUUGAUAGUCAGACAACAGCCCCUGUCUACUUCCUUUAGUCAAAAGAGCGAAUCACGUCUGUUCCUACGUUGCAUCGAUGGUUUUUACGAUACAGUCAUCGAUGGAGUAUUCCCUCUAGCGAUACAGCAAUAAAUCUAACGCGCAUUGCUCAACAAAUUACGAACGAACGUUCGUAUCGGCUGGCUAGAUGCAACUGCAUGAGUAGAUUAACAAGGAUGUACAGUAAGAAAUAAAGAAAAGAAUUUUGAGAAAUACUCGAAUCGUCAUGUCGAUAAAAUAAUUUCUUAGAAAGAUCGACGUGUUUUUGCGAAUUUAUUUAAAUCCGUCGACCCAUCGAUCUUCGUUCCCCUUAGCAGAAAUAUGGCCCCUUGAACCGAAAUUCCUAAUACUAGUAAAUAGACUGAGGAUUUUUAUGCAUUUAUUCGAAAUUUAAAGAUACAAAAAUAUACGAAUAAUCAACCGUUUAAAUACUUUUAUCUAAACAUUAAAUAUCACGUACAUUCUAUGUAUAUUUCCAGCUCUGUUUUAAACUUCUCCAAUACAAUCUAAUAUAACGAAAUUUCAAAAUGUUUUGUAUCACACAUACAAUAUAUUCAUAAAAGGUUUUUAUAACUGAUCGAAUACAUUCAUGAGCUAUUCUUUUAGUUCAUAAAAAUCAUGAACUUGCGUAAAUAUCCACAGUCUACAAAUAAAUGUAUAAAUAGACUCCGCAUACACAUAUGUAUAUCAUAAAUAUAUAUAUUUUUACAUGUGAAUUUAUCCCGUUACAAUUUUAGCGAUUUUUUAGAUAGGUAAUCGCGAUCGAUAAGUGUGUAGAACGUUUAAAAUAUGGUUUCAAAGCGUGUACAUUCGAUGGUUUCUGUAAAUAUCUUGUGUCCCUCUGUAGAGUAACACGUUAUCGAUGUAAGAAGCCUUAUACUGUGUUAAUAAUAAUUGUGUACUACGUGCAAUCUCUUGUUCGUCCAUCUGCACGAUAAGUUUUUUUAUUCUUUAUUUAUUUUUAUCGAUUUAGAACGUUUAGUUAAUUGUUUUCUUUUCUCUUCCCUUUGAUGUUCUCAUAUCGAGAGUGGCAACAAGAUUUUUUUCCAUUUUUAUUUAGUAUUGAUCGCACCACGAUUAAUCCAAUCUUCGUUCCUAAAUAUGUCGAUUAUUCAAUGAUGGAGGAGGUAGCCCGAAAUAAUUGAAUUUGAUGAAAUGUGUAAUUUCGUAUAAUUAAAUAACGAUUGUAAAUAUAGUCAUCUAUCAAACCACGAUAUCGUAAUAUUACUGUAGCUUAAAAUAAUAAAACACGUGAGAAAUUAUCUGUUUUCAUAUACCAUGUCA